Molecule: messenger RNA, 1230 nt
Organism: Closterium sp. NIES-67
Lineage: Eukaryota; Viridiplantae; Streptophyta; Zygnematophyceae; Desmidiales; Closteriaceae
Source: the annotation of a GenBank genome assembly
CGUACAGCUCUUCUUUAGGUCCUGCUUCAGGUAAGUUAAGAAUAUCGCUGUAGACCUUCUGCAUCAGUUUGUAACGAGUGGAGCCAGGAAAAUGACUCGAAAACGGGUCGUGGGUAAGAUUGGUGACCGGACACGUGGUGCAGACCGUUGGGCGAGACUGCGGUUUCAUCUCCGUGCCGUCAGAUAAAAGUCGGCGUUAGUAUAAAAUGAAGAAAUGAUGAAAGGAGAAAGAGCUGGAGACAUGUCAAUCUCCCCUUCGACGAAACGGUUUGAUGGCAGAUGGUCCUGCGACAGCUACUGGAAGACUCGGCUGCUCGGCGACUUCUUCUUUCACGGCUUCCUCGACGACUUCGGGUUCAUCAGCUGCAAGUCCACUGAUUUCUCCCCAAAGUGGAGCUGGAGUUCCUUGGAAGGCUGCACGGGUGUUAUAGAAGGUUCGCCAAGCAUUGGCGCCUUCAUCGGCGGUAUUAAACUCCCAAGUAUCCAGUGCGGGACCGAGACCAAGGACGCGUUCAGAAUCACCAGAGGUGCCCUGUGCUGUGAACUGAAGAACUGAUACUCCAUGUUGAGUAGCAGCGCGACCGAGGAGUUGAGCUGUGGAGAGAAGAUUGAAACCAAGGCUGGCGACGAUAGGAACAUUGGUAACGUCGGAGCACAUGUGCCAACCGCAACAGCUGUCGAGAUACCAAGUAUUGGGUCCUGAAAUGACUCGAGCAAGGUUAGCGUAAACUUGCGAUGCAAAGACCGGAGGACGAUGCUGUGAUGGCGGUGUACUCUGCGGCAUCUGCUGCGUCUGGGACGUCGACUGCUGCAUUUGCUGAUGUGGCUUCGGUAACUGCUGCGAACGAUGAUAUGGUUGCGAAGUGCUGCGACGGUUUUGACAACGACUGCGACAAGUUUGGUCAAGAUCUUGCUGUUCCGCUUGAAGAUACGACGAAAUUUCGGUUUCUGAGAGGUUCGGAUUCAUGCGCAAGAAGGCGCGCGUCUGUCGCCACUCGGGACCAAGUCCAGCAAGAAGGACCAUGAGAUACAUCUCACGAGGGAAGUAUCCUCCACUCUUCUCCAGUUGAUCUUGUAGUGUGCGAACACGAUUGACGUUCCGAACUAGAACCGUAUACGCCCCGAGAGAGGCGUGCAGGAAACUCUGUUGCUCCAGUUGUGUUCCCAUGACAGGAUACGUAAACUCGCCGGUGAAGAACGGCCAUAGCCCAGCGAACUGCGCCAGAAGCU